CAUGUUCGGGCAUAACAUCCUGUUAAGGGAACGCAGCUCGAUAGCAUGUAUUAUACUGACAUACAACCUUACCGCCUACAUACGCAAUUAAAUUGAUCUCGUGCAUUAACACGACUACAUUAAAGAGAACGCUAAAUUAAGAUGAAUCCGCACGCAUCACAGGGGACGGAUGAUCUUGUGUGGGGUAAUAUAAGUGACGCGGAACUGCUGGACGUUCAGUCAGAGCACCUACUCACAGAGCCUAAAUCGGUCCUUCCCGGCCCAGACUCGCGUGAUGGUGAAGUCUCUGAGCAGCGGCAUGUUGCCAGUGAGAGAGCCAUGGGGACAGGUCUUGCGGUACCAGCUACGGCGAAAGAAAACCGAUCAUGUCAGACUCCGAAGAGGAAGCGGGAUCCAGCCUCUCCCAUGGAGCGCUUCUACCGCCGGUCCUUGAAUGUGACGAUGCUGUGCAAGCAGACAUGGUGUGAGAUGCAAGCGGUCUAUGCUCUGGAGCUGCCCCUUGUUGCGAAAAGAGAAGUGGAGCGUGCGGAGGUGAAGGCUGGGGCGAGUGUUCACCUAGCCAGAGAGUUGGAGGUCCAUGAAGUGGUCCCUGUUCGGGCCGUGACCAGGGAGGAUCGACAGGCCAUCAAUCUCCUUAAUCUGCUGGGCAUGAUUCCGGUCCUGCAGGCAGGGGGUCUCGUGCGUGAGCUACCCGUGUUCGGUGUGCUGGAGGGGGUCUUCAUGGUGGGUGUCAUUGAUGAACUGCGCUACAGUGACAAGGGAGAGCUGGUGCUGAAUGAGCUGAAGACCCGGAGGCACAGCUCGCUUCCCGGGGAGGCCCAGGCCAAGGGCCACCGGCUGCAGGUGGGCCUCUACAAGCUCCUGUUCGACGGCCUGGUCCGCGGCUUUCUGACCAGGGACGUCUUCGUGGAGCACCUCCGGCUGCGUCUGGAGCAGCCGCUGGGGGCUGCGGUGCUGGAGCACGCAGGGAAGUUGGGCUUCCAGCUGGCCACUUUGGGAGACCUCCUCGACAUACUCCUGCUCAACCUCCGCUACUGCGAGCUGCCGAGGAUCGACGUUCUACGCCUGGAGUACCGGCAUCAGGACUCCGGCCAGGCCUUGGGGUGUCAGGACGUCCCAUUCGACGAGGACCUGCUGAGGGCGGAGAUCCGCAAUCUCCUGUCGUAUUGGACCGGCCGGCGGGAGCCGAGGGGAGUGGACAUUGAGGAGUCGUGGAGGUGCGGGAUGUGCGCGUACGAGAAACACUGCGAGUGGAGAAGAGAGCAACUACAAGGUUCUGUAACGCCGCACACAGACAAGAAGCCCAAGUGAGGCGUCCAGGGACCCACCCUCACACUCCUUUACUUUUCUCUGAUAUGAUUUUAUGUGAGGGGCGGCAUGGUGGUGCAGUAGUUAGCACUGUUGCCUCACACCUCUGGGAUCCGGGUUCGAGUCUCCGCCUGGGUUACAUGUGUGUGGAGCUUGCAUGUUCUCCCCAUGUCGUCGUGGGGUUUCCUCCGGGUACUCCGUUUUCCCCCCACCGUCCAAAAACAUGCUGAGGCUAAUUAGAGUUACUAAAUUGCCUGUAGGUGUGAGUGACUGGUGUAUAAGUCUGCCCUGUGAUGGGCUGGCCCCCUGUCCUGGGUUGUUCCCUGCCUCGUGCCCAUUGCUUCCGGGAUAGGCUCUGGACCCCCGUGACCCAGUAGGAUAAGCGGUUUGGAAAAUGGAUGGAUUUUAUGUGAUGCAGAUCUGCAGGUCAGUGCUGAGCCUGGCAUCUAGUGUGCUGGGUGUACUUACUUAGGAUUCAUUAAUACACCUCUUAAUACACGUCUUCUAACCACUAAUCCUGGUCAGGGUUAUAGGCGGCAUUUUUAUAUAUGUAUUUUAUAAUACUUUAUAACACUUUAUAAAUGUUACAUGCAUGACCUGUGUGACAUGAGCAGAGAGGAGUCCACAGUGCCAGCAGCAGAUUUGAAUCUGACUGGUACAGCUUGUAAUAUUGAAAUGUUUUUUUUUUUGUUUGAGAUAUAUGUAACUUUUUUUUGAUACAUUUGUUUUAAAUGUUAUGGUUUAUUUUUUUUUUUUAAAUAUCAACUUUUGUGUGAACCAUGUAUUAAUACAGUGACACAUUCAAGGAUUUAAGCAAAUUUAAAGUUCACUUUGUUACAAAAAAUGUCUGCCAAAAUGUGCACCAAUGUAAUGUGAUUAUGUAGCCAGCAGAGGGGGCUGCAGCUUUAAGCAGUUGACUAAUAGUUAGCAGUUGGAUUUCCAUAAGGGGGUAUUGUGCUGUAACGUUUAACCCCUUUCCUGCCAAAUAAUUGCUAUAAUGUCAAGUA
Messenger RNA from Brienomyrus brachyistius, 2315 nucleotides. RefSeq names its product exonuclease 5 (gene exo5). Gene Ontology annotation, cellular component: nucleus. The transcript is spliced from 6 exons. Gene Ontology annotation, molecular function: single-stranded DNA 5'-3' DNA exonuclease activity. The record is from RefSeq and is a predicted model, not a curated record. NCBI's taxonomy places the organism in Eukaryota, Metazoa, Chordata, Actinopteri, Osteoglossiformes, Mormyridae. Gene Ontology annotation, biological process: interstrand cross-link repair. The coding region runs from base 142 to 1311 and encodes 389 amino acids.